UUUACACUUCCAAAUCUUAUUAGUAUUAGUACUCUGUCAUUGGGGACCUUUUACAUCUCCAGAUUUAAUGUGUUUUUAACCAUAGAGACUAUACAUCUCUAUUGUAUUGUAGUAAUUAUUUAUUUUAAGAUUAUUAUAAUGUCAUGUUUACCUAGGUAUUGGCUGGAUUAUUUAUAAAUGUUGUUAUGUAUUUUUCAUGUCACUAUAUGAUGUUACUAUAAAUGUUCUAUUGAUUUGUAAAAGAGCCCUUGAGGCCUACUUGCAGAAUAAAUUUUUGUUUUUUUUUUGGGUCUGAUUUCGGUUCCGACAUCGGGAAGCGUGGAUGUAAUUGCCACUAGAGCUAUCCUGUCAUGAUCUGGAAAAAUCUUAAAAAAACUGCUGUCAGCUGUCAGUAAACUGUCACUGUCAAAAUAAGUGUCUAUUGUGCCAAAAAUCUUAACCGGUUUAUCGGAUACUCCACCGAACACUGUCUAUGACCGUAAUAUGAUAAGAUUCAUAACCGUGUCUUAUCCAAACUCGACAUUGGCAGAAUCAUCAACAGCUUGAUGGAGCCAUAACACGAAAAAUUGAUUAUUUCAAUGGUUAAUUUAAUAGUUAGUUAUUGCAGAUUGAUCGGAUACAAUACAACACUAUUAUCGAAAUAUGGAAUGUUUCAUAUACUAGCCGUGUCUUAUCCAACCUCGACAUGGGCAGAAUAACAUCUUCAUGGAGCCAUAACACGCAAAAUUGAAUUGAAAAAAUUAAUGUCAACUGGAUGAGUUUUGAAUAAUUUAAAAGAAACUCCGUAAUGGACGUGCUGCAUUCGUGUCGCUGCUGCUUACAGCAGUCCCCGGACAAAGGCCUGACUAUAGUGUACACACAUCUCGAUAAAACGGAGAUAUAUUCAGAUAUGCUUAAAGAGUGCUUCAAUAUACAUCUAGUUCAAGUUGGUGACAGUGGAAUCUGUGAGGAGUGUGUGGGGUGUCUUCGAGAUGCAAAUAACUUCAAGCUGAAAGUGCAGCGCAGCCAGGCCAAGCUGCAGGCAGCUUUACUUGUUAAAAAUGAAGAAUCUGCAGUUAAAUUGGAAAACACCAGUGAUGUUAUCACAAACGAUGAAGCAACAUUGUUGUCAUUGGACAGUACGGAUGAUACUUUCAUAUCGAAAAUUAAUACAACGUGCGAUAACGAGGAGAUCCUCGAGAGUCACCAGCGCAACUACGCUCAACACAUCACUAAGAAGACCAAGGACCUCGAUCACACCCCUCGAGUCAAGAAAACACACACAUGUGAUACAUGUCACAAAUGUUUUAAAUUAAAAUGUAAUCUAAUUAAACAUAUACGUACUCACUCCGCCGAAGAAAAACUCUCUUGUCACAUAUGCGAAAAUCAAUUUACACAACAAUCUUGCCUCGGUAGGCAUCUCUCAGUACAUACUGGAAAGAAACGACAUUCAUGCCAAAUUUGCCAAAAAGAAUUCACACAUAAAUUUCAUUUAAACGCCCAUUUAAAAUGUCACACCGAGGACAAGAGAUUUUCCUGUGACACAUGCAACAAAAAAUUUACAAAACAAUAUAACUUAAAUAUUCAUAAGCGCGUACACACGAGAGAAAAACCUUACAAAUGUGAAGUGUGCAAAAAAGGGUUUAAAUAUGAAUGUACUUUAAAAGCGCAUUUCAAAUGUCAUACAGGAGGAUAUCAAUUCUCUUGUGAUAUUUGUACAAGGCAGUUUUCACAGCAAUCGAACCUGAUUAAACAUAAAUUAAUCCACACUGGAGAAAAAUCUCACUCCUGUGAAGUAUGCAACAAACAGUUUGCAUUAAAGGGCACAUUAAACAAACAUAUGUUAAUUCAUACAGGUAAUUAUCGGUUUACUUGCGAAAUUUGUAAAAGGAAAUUUUCAGAACAGUUUACUUUGAACAUACACAAACGUGUGCAUACAGGAGAAAAGCCUUACUCUUGUGAAUUAUGUAAAAAACAAUUCACACUUAAAGGGACGUUGAAUAAACAUAUUCUUACGCACACGGGAAAUAAACUAUUCUGUUGUGAUAUUUGUGGAAAACAGUUUAUACGUGAGACUCAACUAACUGUGCACAUUAAUGGACAUAAGGGGGUGAAACCAUUUGUCUGCGAAACAUGUAACAAGCGAUUUACACAAAAAAGUAGUCUAAAAGCCCAUAAUUUAAUACAUAUAGGAGAAAAAUCCUAUUCAUGCGAAAUAUGUCAUAAGCUGUUCCGAACAAAAACUAAUUUAAAAGGUCACAUGCUGACACACGAUGGGCUUAAAUUGCAUUCAUGUGAAACGUGUAAUAAGCAAUUUACACAUAAGUCAGCUUUAAUUGUCCAUAGCCGAAUCCACACUGGAGAGAAACCCCACUCGUGCAACAUAUGCAAUAAAGAAUUUACAGUACUAUCUACCUUGAAGUUCCAUUACCGUACUCACACUGGUGAGAAGCCACAUACUUGCGAAAUUUGCCAUAAGAAAUUCGCACACCCUUCAAGUUUUAGAAAGCAUAAACGUAUACAUACAGAGAAAUGCUAUCCUUGGUAAAAUUUGGCCUAAAUAUACUUAUUGUUUAUAAAAUAUGUAAUCCUUUAAAAUAUAUAUAAGAGAGACACAAAUAUCUUUUAGUUGGAGACGUUGGAGUGUAAGAUUUGUCAAUAUUAAUAUAUAUUAAAACGAAACUGCA
Molecule: messenger RNA, 2666 nt
Organism: Cydia pomonella (codling moth)
Lineage: Eukaryota; Metazoa; Arthropoda; Insecta; Lepidoptera; Tortricidae
Product: gastrula zinc finger protein XlCGF57.1-like
Exons: 4
Coding region: 788-2527 (579 amino acids)
Cellular component (GO): nucleus
Molecular function (GO): zinc ion binding
Source: RefSeq, a predicted model, not a curated record